AUAUAAAUUAUCCGAUAAUACAUAAUUAUCUAAGAUAAAAUAACUAAAAGAUAAAAACAAAAAAGUAAACAAGAUUCAUGAAACAUAACUACACUGGUCACCAACCGCUUGAGAUUUGCGGCGGCCAAAAAAAAUUUCUUUUCUUUUUUUUUUUCCUUUUCUUUUUAUAAAUCUUUUGCAAACCUUUUUCCUUUUUUCUUUCUUCUUUUCUUUUCUAAACCUUUUUUAAAAUUGUUUUUAAAAUAUUUUUAAUUUUAUUUUGAAACAACUACUUGAAUGUAAAACUCAGGAAAGUUAGGCCCAAAAUUCAUUUGGGCUAAAAUUCGUUUUAAAUACCCAAAACCUUUCUUAUAAAAGCCUUUCUAAUAAAUAAUAAGCCUUUUUAGUAAAUAAAACCUUUUUCAAAAACUAAAACUUUUAUAAAAAUAUAAAUAAUAACUUACUAAAAAUACGGAGUAACAUAAUAUCUUUAUAUAUUUUGUAUAGAAUAAUGGAAGUGAUGAGAAUUCGAUAGUGAAAUGGUAUUUUCAGUUCCUCAUUUGAAAAGCUUGGUCUUUAAUUAAUGGCUUUAGUUUGUGGCUAUAAUUAUUAAAAUUUCUGCUCUUUUUGCGCCUACAUGUUUCAUCUCUGUUAUGUUAUGAAGCAAACAAAACUACUCUUGGAGAUGGUUCAUGAAAUGUGUAGUUGGAUUUUUUGAGGAAGCCUUUCUUUGGGAUGUUUGGAUAUGGUGGAACUAUUGCUUCUAUGCAUUUAGGGAGGCUGCAGGUGGACUUCGAGAUCCUCAUGGAAGUUUUAUGGAGGUUGUUAUGAAUCCCAAGUUAGAACUCCGUGAUAUAUUUCAAAUCCAGUGCAAGCUUAAGGAUAUUUGUUUCGCUUACAAUUUAGGUAUGCUUUUAUAUGAUAUUGUACUAAUUUGCUACUUUUUCUGGAGCUUUGAGAAACAAUGUGCACAAAAAUCUUCAUUUUUCUUUUAUAUUUUAAGAUGUAUGAACUUUUUAUUUACAAGAACAAUUCAAUCUUUAACUGGCUUCGAAAUUGCUGUCCUUGUUGAGGUGUACAAGGAUAAAGUUUGUGUAUUUCAUUCUGGCCUUGGAAUUAAUGGAAGUGAUGGGAAUUCGAUAGUGAAGUGGGAGAAAAUGGGUGCUUCAGUUCAGAGAACUUCCAAAAAACUUGCCAUUGGUGGAAAAACUCCAUAUCUCACGCCUUUCUUUGGGAUGUUUGGAUAUGGUGGAACUAUUGCUUCUAUGCAUUUAGGGAGGCAUGCUGUAGUGUCUGCAAAGACUAAACAGUCUAAAACAGUUUAUUGGCGUCAUUUACAAAGGAAUGCGCUAUAA
Molecule: messenger RNA, 1334 nt
Organism: Beta vulgaris subsp. vulgaris (sugar beet)
Lineage: Eukaryota; Viridiplantae; Streptophyta; Magnoliopsida; Caryophyllales; Amaranthaceae
Exons: 9
Coding region: 672-1334 (220 amino acids)
Source: RefSeq, a predicted model, not a curated record